CGGAAACUUAAUCCGAUCCACCAAACAAAAAUCCCUGUCUCUCGCGCAGGGCACCGCCACGCGCGCCUCAUCCGGUACCGCCAUGACGAGCGCCUCCGAGCUCUUCAUCGCGCGCCGCGCCGCCCGUGGGGCCCGCCUCUCCGACCCCGACCCCGACCCGGACCCGCACCCCGUCGCGCUCCGGGACCAGCAUGGACUCGGCGGCCGGCGCCAGCGCCGCGGGUGCCGGCCGCGACGCCAGCUCGACGCCGCCGGGGACGUGCGCCAGCACCUGCACACCGGGGCCCCGCCACCGCGUCGCCGCGGAUCGUACACCGCACUGGACUACCAUGUUGCACAAAGAGUGAAACGACAAACGAGCCUUGUUCAUUAUAGUAGCAGUGAUCGAGCUUGGCAUCAUGUAGUCCUGACGGCUUUGUGCGAUUGUAGCUCUUCCGCCAGUGAAAAUUUCGUAGAUGACGCAGGAUCAGAUCUUAUCCUACAUAGACAAUAACAACUUUGGGGAUUCUGCAUCUCGGAGGAACAGACUCGAUAGGCUGAUGUUCAGGACAAAUGAGCGGCUUCCUGGUGCUGUACUGCAAGCACAAGCACGUGUCCUGGAGAGACUCAGAGGCAUUUCUCUUGGUUCAUCUGCCUCCAGGCCAUCCAUCUCAUUAGAUGAAUUUUCCGCUAACGAUGUAUUUAGAAUCAUCGACUUCAGAAACAGGGAAACGUGGCAUGAGGCAAACCGGCCCCACUCAUCGUCGUUCCACCUAGGCAGUGAAUCAGAUGAAGAAAGACCAAACGUCAGCUCCGUUAACUCCAACCGGUCAACUGGACUUAGCAAGGCGGCUUUCCUGCGUCUGCAGAUUGAGAUUUUUGAGGCUAGCAAAGAUGAUAACAGAGAGGCUUCACCAGAAUGCUCUAUUUGCCUUGAUGGAUUUUACGACGGAGAUGAGCUGAUAAGGUUGCACUGUGGCCACAGGUUCCACUCGACAUGCUUGGAGCCAUGGGUGAGGAAAUGUUCAGACUGCCCAUACUGUCGGACAAAUAUACGGUCACAAUCCUGAUGGCAAACCCUUAGUUCUGAACAAGAUUAUAACCACCGCGAAGUUCAACUGCUGUAAAUUCGCUGUUGCGGGCACCGCGUUCCAGUUAGUCUGGUGCUCCAAUGGUUGCGUGUCAUUUCUAAUAUACUGAAUGUUUUGUGUUGUUGUGUGGCUCAAAGAGGCAUAUGGUGUUGUGUGCU
Molecule: messenger RNA, 1228 nt
Organism: Zea mays
Lineage: Eukaryota; Viridiplantae; Streptophyta; Magnoliopsida; Poales; Poaceae
Product: putative RING zinc finger domain superfamily protein
Exons: 3
Coding region: 456-1049 (197 amino acids)
Biological process (GO): ubiquitin-dependent protein catabolic process
Cellular component (GO): nucleus
Molecular function (GO): ubiquitin protein ligase activity
Source: RefSeq, marked provisional